AUGCCACCUCACAGAUCUUCUUUGAGGCUCCGCCUCCCACCCGGACAUGUUGUGCUAAAGUUUUCUCUCUCGGGCAUACGGAUAGAGGGAAAGAAAAUCUGCGAGUCACUGAAAGAGAACAGUGAUGGAAAUCAAUGGAUCGUUAUUCUCGGCCUAACGCCAAAAGCCAUCGAAAUUCUCGACGACGAGCGCUGUGAUGAUCUUGGGGGAAUUUCAUACCGUUUCCGGUGGGAAGGAAGCACGGGGCUUAUCAAGGUAAUCCCGCCUGGAAUGAUCCACGGGAUAGUCAGACAAAAUCUCAGCAGUGUAAUCGGGAGAAAACUCGAGUCAAUGGGAUUGUCAUGGAAGGAAUGGAGGUGGAUUGGAAGGGCCACACAUAAGCCUGCAGCUCCUGUUAGCAAAGGCAAGCAGGCCGAUCAAGCCUUCAUACCACCAUCCCGUUUUCGUGGCCGAAUCAGACCCUCAGGGUUGUGGCCGACCCUAGUGAUUGAGACAGGUGUACUAGAGUCACUUCCGCGCCUACGUCUCAAUGCAAGAGAGUGGCUUACCAAUCCGGGCAAAAAGGUCCGCAUUGUUGUCCUGAUUAUCAUCACAAAAUCCGAAAUCACCUUUGAGAGAUGGGAAUUAGCUCCUGUCCCCGUGUCAUACCCUCUAAUCGAUGGGCUGUGCCAACAAAACUGCAGUAUUCCCCCUCCAACACCAGCGGUAUCUGUUCAGCAAGUCUACUCUGCACAGCAAGUGCAUGUGAGCGCAAAUCAGGUGCUGGGGGCUCCCUUGGUCCUCCCAUUUCAUGCAGUAUAUAACCGACCCCCUCAGGAAGGAGAAGGCGAUAUCCUAAUUGGAAAGAAGGAUUUAGAAUAUAUCACAGAGUCGGACAUAGGUACUCACUUCUCUUUUUGA
Penicillium vulpinum is the source of this 900-nucleotide messenger RNA. RefSeq lists its product as uncharacterized. NCBI's taxonomy places the organism in Eukaryota, Fungi, Ascomycota, Eurotiomycetes, Eurotiales, Aspergillaceae. The transcript has a single exon. The record is from RefSeq and is a predicted model, not a curated record. The coding region runs from base 1 to 900 and encodes 299 amino acids.